UCUCCGAGGGUAGGCGGCUGUCUUCUCCCUCCGUCGCGGGAACGGGGUCUCCGGCGCUUCCUCUGGCGCGGGGCUUUCUGAGCGAGGAGGCGCAAGACCGUGUCCUGAGAUGAACAGAAUAAAGGUUGAUGAGGAAGAAUACUGGCACAGUUCCAAGUGUAAAGCAUUUACGUUUGAUGAUGAAGAUGAUGAGCUCUUUCAGCUGAAGGAGUCAAAACGAACAGUGAACAGCCUCCGAGAUAUUGUAGAUGACGACGAUGAUCUUGAGAAGUUUAGCUGGAGUGGGGAGCCUGUGGGCAGCAUUUCCUGGUCAAUCAAGGAGACCGCCUCCAGCAGCAACAAUACUGCUGAGGGAAGAGACUUGGGUGGGCAAAGAGGCUCUUCUUCGUAUGGAGCAUUUCCCAAGCAAGCCUCUUCUUACUCACUGAGCAGCUUUUUCAAAGGAAGAAACAAACAUGGGAGCUUUCAGUCACUUUCAGAUGCUCUUACAGACACAGGAUUUAAAAGUUAUGCCCCAGAACUGCGCAGACCAAAAGCAGACUACAAGGAUUACAGCAGUGACUGGAGCCCUAAAGACACAGUAAGACGGCUGCAGAGAGGCAAGAUCUGCUCACUGGAGAGGUUUCACUCCCUACAGGACAAGCUGCAGCUACUGGAUGAAGCUGUUGCAGUGCAUGAUGGGAAUGUCAUUACAGCCAUCCUAAUAUUUCUGAAGAGAACCUUGAAGAAAGAAAUCCUGUUCAGAGAGCUGGAGCUGCGGCAGGUGGCCUUGUGCCAUUUAAUACACUUUCUCAAGGAAACGGGGGACCAAAAACUUCUCCUGGACCUGCUGAGGUUCCUGGACAGGACAGAGGAGGUUGCAUUGACACAGUACCGUGAGCACCUGAUGAUCCAGGAUGUGGAGAAACGAAAGGAGUUUCUGAAAGGUUGCGUUGGGUUGCCAUUUUCAUUGGAAGAUGCUGCUCAUGUUCAAGACCAUUAUACGCUUCUGGAGAGGCAGAUCAUCAUUGAGGUAAAUGACAAGCAUUUAGAGUCAGCUGGGCAGACGGAGAUAUUUCGGAAGUACCCUCGAAAGGCCUCCAUCCUAAACAUGCCACUGGUCACCACGCUUUUCUACUCCUGCUUCUAUCACUACACGGAGACUGAGGGAACAUUCAGUAGUCCAGCAAACUUGAAGAAAACCUUCAAGAUCCCAGACAAACAGUAUGUGCUGACAGCCCUGGCUGCUCGUGCCAAACUCCGGGCUUGGCAUGAUGUAGAUGCUUUGUUCACCACCAAGAACUGGUUGGGCUACACUAAAAAGAAAGCGCCCAUCGGUUUUCAUCGGGUAGUGGAGAUCUUGCAACGGAACAAUGCCCCAGUACAAGUCUUACAGGAGUACGUGCGCCUGGUAGAAGAUGUUGAGACUAAGUUGAACCUUGCAAUGAAAUACAAGUGCCAUGACGUUGUUAUAGAUACCUACAAAGACUUGAAGGAUCGUCUCCAGUUGAUGGCGUACAGAUGUAAAGUUGAUCGGGGUUCUCCAGCAGAGGAGAAGAUUGAUAGCAUCCUCAGCAACCCGCAAAUCCGAUGGAAGAAUUGAGAGCUGCUCACUCAUCAUGGAAGAAGCCUGAUUUUACUGGAACAAUGAAGGCAAGCUGCCAAACAUAGCUCUGCAUUGGUUUUAAUCCACUGCCCAGAUUGUAGCUGGCUCUGCUUUUGGAUCCUGGGACAGAACCCAAAGGAGAUGUUCAGCCAACAGAACCAAAGCUAAAAAGCUGAAAUCCAGCACUCUCUUUUCAACUUGACCAUAUGAUGAAUAGAACAUGAUUGCAUAAAUGAGAAAAGUAAAGCUGGCACCUAAACACUUCUUGCAGACUAUCUGUUCAUCUGAGUCAGGAAGGAUGGCUCCCUGUGAAAUUGUUAUUUAUAGGAAUUGUUUCCAGUCCUUUCAUUUUAUCCAGGUCCAAAGUGCGGGACAGUGACUGCUUUGAUAGGAUUGAAACUCAAGAUAAUUGGGACUUUUAUUUAACUGAGGAAGGGCUGUAUAGAGAUUCUUCAAGGCGAUCUAACCCCACCCGUGUUCUUCUCCCCAGAUCAUUGUAUAAUAACCACUUGCCUUUAGGCCAAGGAGAACAUAAAACCAAUUCUAGUUGGAGACUGACUAAUAUGCUUCUUGGACAAUGGUUGCAUUUUCCCUCAGCAAGGGCUAAUAAGACUACUUGUUCUGUGGUACUUAAUUCAUAAAAUGUACCACAGGCCUGGAUCCCUUUCUCUUCUGCCCUCUUUCUCCUUCAUUUUUUCCAUUCCUGUAAAUAAAGCUUUGCCUCCCUC
This is a messenger RNA of Podarcis raffonei (Aeolian wall lizard), 2313 nucleotides long. RefSeq names its product VPS33B interacting protein, apical-basolateral polarity regulator, spe-39 homolog (gene VIPAS39). Gene Ontology annotation, cellular component: cytoplasm. Gene Ontology annotation, biological process: intracellular protein transport; vacuolar transport. The coding region runs from base 110 to 1582 and encodes 490 amino acids. NCBI's taxonomy places the organism in Eukaryota, Metazoa, Chordata, Lepidosauria, Squamata, Lacertidae. The transcript is spliced from 20 exons. The record is from RefSeq and is a predicted model, not a curated record.